This is a messenger RNA of Prunus armeniaca (apricot), 276 nucleotides long. The record is from the annotation of a GenBank genome assembly. Lineage: Eukaryota; Viridiplantae; Streptophyta; Magnoliopsida; Rosales; Rosaceae.
AUGGCUGGAUCUGGAAGCUCAGAUGUGAGAACUCCAAUUUUCUCUGGUGAAAAUUAUGAGUUUUGGAAGAUUAAGAUGGUGACCAUAUUCAAAUCAUAUGGGCUUUGGAAUCUGGUAGAGAAGGGAAUUUCAGUUUCAGAUUCGAAGAAGAAGGAGAAGGCAACUGAGGAGACUUCAGAGGAAGAAGAUGAUGAGAAAACAGCUGCAAUCCUCAUGAAGGAUGCAAAGGCUCUGGGUAUUAUCCAAAAUGCAGUCUCAGAUCAGAUUUUUCCAUGA